Messenger RNA from Aureobasidium musti, 561 nucleotides. The record is from the annotation of a GenBank genome assembly. Lineage: Eukaryota; Fungi; Ascomycota; Dothideomycetes; Dothideales; Saccotheciaceae.
AUGGAAGCCGCAACCCCAUCGGGACAAUCGUUCCCCAGACCAUCGCAACAACGCGUUGUGGCAGUAGAGUCCGCCGUGAUAUUUUUGUAUGUGGUCCAUCUUGCUUCCGCGACGCCCGCAGCUAAUCGUCUCUUAGUGUCUGGAAACCUCGUUCCUCUCACCAUCAUCAAGGGCGCAAGCCAUGAGUUCAUCCCAUUCCCUGCUGGGGAGAAUGCUACUGUCGCCGACUUUCACUCCAUCCGCACAAGCACAACCGACUCGCCAUCAUAUCUGACCUCUGGGUUCUACAAGAUCGAGAAGGGCAAGGCGUAUCCCCUGGACUAUACUUGCGAAGAGACCAAGUAUGUGAUCAGCGGACAGAUUGAUGUUCUGGACGAGGCCACUGGUGUGACGCAUCACCUGGUUCCUGGAGACUUUGCUUUCUUCUAUGUCGGAAGCAAGGUGCAAUUCUCAACAAAGUCAGCUGGCUUGGCUUUCUAUGCUGUGACAAGACCUGUCAAGGCUGCACACCCGAAUCUUGCUGGCAGAGAGGAGGAUGUCAAGUCAAAGUCGAAGCUGUAA